Octodon degus (degu) is the source of this 1925-nucleotide messenger RNA. It is a transcript of the gene Ogfr, whose product is annotated as opioid growth factor receptor. Gene Ontology annotation, molecular function: opioid growth factor receptor activity. The record is from RefSeq and is a predicted model, not a curated record. Gene Ontology annotation, cellular component: membrane. NCBI's taxonomy places the organism in Eukaryota, Metazoa, Chordata, Mammalia, Rodentia, Octodontidae. Bases 57 to 1619 code for a protein of 520 amino acids. The transcript has 7 exons.
GCUUCCUCCGGUUUCGCUUUCGCUUCCGCUGGGAGCGGUGUCGCCGCUUCCCGAGCAUGGACGACCCUGACUGCGACUCCACUUGGGAGGAGGACGAGGACGCGGAGGACGGCGAGGAUGGCGAGGAGGCCGGCGCGGGCGAGGCGGGCGACGCGGACGCCGGCGACGAGGACGUGGGCGCCGAGGACGAGGGCGCGGAGGAGCCGCAGGCGGCCUGGCCCGGCUCACUCCAGUCCAGAAUGACAGGAACCCGCAACUGGCGAGCCAUGCAGGAUAUGCGCCGGUACCGGCACCACUACCCGGACUUGGUGGAACGUGACUCCAAUGGUGACAUGCCCAACUUGAGUUUCUACAAAAAUGAGAUCCGCUUCCUGCCAAAUGGCUGUUUUGUUGAGGACAUUCUGCAGAACUGGAAGGACAACUAUGAGCUGCUGGAAGACAAUCACUCCUACAUCCAGUGGCUCUUUCCUCUGCGGGAGCCAGGAGUGAACUGGCAUGCCAAGCCGCUCACACUCCAGGAGGUUGAGGCUUUCAGAAGCUCCAAGGAAGUCAGGGAGCGGCUCAUCCGGGCCUACGAGCUCAUGCUUGGCUUCUAUGGCAUCCAGCUGGAGGACCGGGACACGGGUGCUGUGUGCCGGGCGCAGAACUACCACAAGCGCUUCCAGAACCUGAACUGUGUCAUCCACAGGCGCAGCCACAACAACCUGCGCAUCACACGCAUCCUCAAGUCACUGGGUGAGCUGGGCCUGGAGCACUACCAGGCACCCCUGGCACGCUUCUUCCUCGAGGAGACCCUGGUGCGGCGUGAGCUGCCAGGCGUGCGCCAGAGUGCCCUGGACUACUUCCUGUUUGCCGUGCGCUGCCGGCACCAGCGCCGAGAGCUUGUGCACUUCGCCUGGCAGCACUUCGAGCCCCGCUGCAAGUUUGUGUGGGGGCCCCGCGACAAGUUGCUCAAGUUCAAGCCCCGAACUAUAGCCCAGCCCCUGGCUGGCCCCAGGCAGGUAGAGGACACCCUCCAGGAUGCCAGCCCCCAGAGUCAGGCCUGCAGGCCAGAGAAAGACCAGGGAGAGGACACUAUGUCAGCCGAUGGUCCCCAGGCGCUGAGUGAAAAGCUUCAGGACCCAGGAAACCUGGAGGGGGACCAGGAGGACCCAGCCAACCCCCCUAGCCCCAAAGAGAGCAAGAAGAGGAAGUUGGAGGCCAACCGGCGGGAGCAGGCUUCCGGGGACCUGGGCCCCCAGGGUGCGUCUGAGGUGGAGAAGAUAGCCCUCAACUUGGAGGGCUGUGCCCUGAGCCAGGGCUCUCAAGACACUGGGCAGGCUGAGCAGCCCUGCCCCCAGCCCCCUGCAGCCAAGGUGGCAGAGGAGGUGAGGAAGCGGAGGAAGGUGGAGGAUGCUGCUGGGGGUGAAAGGGGGGCUGCUGUACCGGAGCAUCCUGGGGCCCAGAGCUGUGGGGGUGGGGGUGGGGCUGAGGGGGACCCAGAAAGCCAGGCAGCACUGGAGCAGGGUACUCCUGGGAGUCCACCACACAGGCCUGAGCCUGCCUCCACCGGAGCCUCAGAGGACGAGGCAGAAGGGGCGGCUCCAGCAUGGCUCUCUGUCAGCCCUGGAAAGCCUUAAAGGCCUCGCCAGCCAUCUUGGCCCUGCCCAGGCCCCGUGCAGGGCCUGGGACCCAGUGCCCUGUUGCUGGUUCCUGUUGGUGCCCAGCAGCGCUGACCUCUCCCUGGUGGUCGCCACAGGAGCCACCAGAAGGGCCGAGGCCCUGCCCUCAGGGAAGGCCAAGGCCUUGGAGCCUCCUUACCUCAGGGCACCCCACCCAGCUCCCCCGCUGAGCCCAUGUUUGUAAGUAUGGGGGAGGCCUCAGCAGGGGUCCAUUUUCUUUGGUGCCAAGCAAGGCAUUUUCUGAAUAAAUUCACUUGAUUUUGA